This is a messenger RNA of Uranotaenia lowii, 781 nucleotides long. RefSeq lists its product as uncharacterized. Gene Ontology annotation, molecular function: odorant binding. The record is from RefSeq and is a predicted model, not a curated record. Lineage: Eukaryota; Metazoa; Arthropoda; Insecta; Diptera; Culicidae. The transcript has 4 exons. The coding region runs from base 288 to 752 and encodes 154 amino acids.
CGAAACCUCAAACUCAUUCAUACAUAUAACGGUAUAGACACGGUUGUGUUCGUGAGAUUUUGAUUGGUUGUUCAGUUUCGUGUUGUAGCCAGCACCGGCUGGUCGAUUAUUUUUAUCGGGUUGAUCGGGAAAAAGUGCUUGACUCACCUAACAACGGUGCAGUGUCCGGGACGGUUGAAUCGCGGUUGUGUUUCUGGCCAAAUGGUGACAAAACGGGUGCUAAUAACUUAGCACAGAGAGCUAGCCAGUAGCCUGCUGCUGGAAGGAGUCUCCAGCUUCUUCGGAGGAUGAUGAAAACGGCUCAAGGAGUGAAAAAGUGCUGUCUUAUACCGAAUCCAUUCGACGUUAUCCAAACACCGGAAAUGGUCGAAUCAAUCGAAAAGUGCGUAUCGGAAUUCGGAGAACUAAAAGGCGAACGGAAGAGGAUGUGCACCUACCACUGCCAAACGUCGCUGCUGCAAUUGGUGAAUAAAACAGCGGUAAACAGGGCAAAAUUUCUUAAUAUGAUUAAAAGUGCCAUCGUCGUCGGUGGGAAAGCCCGGGAGGAAGUGAUGGCCAUUGCAUCCGAGUGUCUAAACCAAGCUCCCAUGAUGGUCAGAGCGAUCACGAAUCACUCGUUGGGUUGCAAUCCACUGGCCUACAUGCUGGACGAAUGCAUCAUGUCCGGCCUCUACUAUAACUGUCCGGAUGAGUUUUGGAAGAAAGACGAAAUCUGUGACCACAUCGCUGAGCGUUAUGCUGUAUGCAGUUGAAAACAUCUUAACAGAACGCAGCAUUUUUU